AUGUUAUAUCUAUCAUUAGGAUACAAGAGGAUUUUGAAAUCUGAUGUUAAACAGGGCCUUUUAGAAUAGAUCGUUGAAGGUGCUCGGAAAUCAUCUUUAUCGGGAAUCGUUAAAGAAGAGAAAACACCCUAAAUUUGAUGACGGGCCCCGGGGCACUGCAUCGGCGCUACUGAUUUUCCUGUAAAUCCAUGACGUUCCAAGUAGCAAUACGACUUAUAUAGACAGAUAAAAAACAGCUUCCAUGCUGUAGCUUUAAACCCCAAUCAAAGUAUUUCGAUCACAAUAACACUUUCGUUUCCUGUAAGAAAGGGUUCUUGUGCAAAUUAAUGACAUUUCAAAUGACGAAGCAGCUUUGCUCGAUUGAAGGAAGACUCGACAAAAUCGGUUAAAUACGUAGUGCCCUUUUCAAUUAGGACUGCGAUAAUAAUAUAAAAAUGCACAGUUUUGCGUGCGAUGAGGAGCAAGCAUAUUUUUGCAUUGCGAUAAUUUCAGUGGGUGUUAGAUAAGAUAAGGACCAGCCUUCUUCUAAGGAUGGACAUGAUUUGAGAAAGAUGCAGUUCUUUACAUGGCAAAACAAUAGUGCUUUCUAAAGAUUCUUUUGUAAUGACUGUUAAAAUCUCCCUUGCCCCCCCCCCCCACUUUUCAACCUGCGUCGGAGCCCAAAGGUGCAUUAUCCAGGGAAAGGUUGAGGAAAAAGGAAAAAAAGGAAGGCCACUGACAUCAUGGACAAGCAGUGAUGGCUGAAGCCUGGGAUAAGUAAGGGGGACAAAAGGUGUGUCAGGGACACAAACGACGCUCCAUAAAAACAGACGUUAGUGCUCCAAGACUUAUCUUAGUGUACUAAAGGGUCCUAGAUGCAAUGCAAGCAAUAAGAUAGCCUUGAAUUUUGGCUUUAGAACAUAAAAUAUAAUCACUAAACUUGACAAGGUAAAGUUGCUGACAGGGAAAAACUUGUGUUAAAUUGAUAGAAAAAUAGGAAUGGACUUCACCUUAUUCUGGUGACAGUAGAAAUGUGUUCCUGAGGAUGAAUGUCCCCAACCAUUUUUAAUUAAACUUAUUAAAAUAAUUAAACUUAACUCUUUUGCAAUGCGACUUACACGGUAAAUCAAAUUUUGUGUCAAAACAAAAUCAACAGACUACUUGUUUUUUCUUAUUUAGAUUUGGACCACCUGCAAAAAUUCAAUUGCAUCAAACGUAUCGAGCAUUUGAUUUAAUAAUGGUGACGCAAAAGUAUGAAUAAACAACUCACGUUUUUGCUAUGAAGCGUAAUCCAGUAAACAAAAUCUAAUUCUUUACUUCAACAAAACUGCUUACAACAAUCAUCAAAUAUUAACGAGUUUGCAAGAUCGAAAUAUAAAAAUUUAUGCGAAUGCAUUACUUUAUUCAGACUGACUAUUGAUAAAGUGCUGCUUAGAAAACCUCACUGCAAAUGUGCACCGAGACGUAUCAAUUUGGGCGUGAUAUUUUUCAUUUAGCAUUCAAGGGACCAAUUAGCUUAUAGAAAAUAGCAAGCUAAAACCAACUUAAAAGCACGCAUCGGAAUAGAAGAAUCGUUGACAAAUUGAAAAAUUGCUAAUCAAGAAGAAGAAGUGACAAAUAAACAGUCAGAUAUACAUUGACAUUUCAGUUUGAACUUUGAUCAAAAUUUUAAAAGAAGCAAAUCAGAAUGGAGCGCCCGCUGAUCAACUGCAUGACAAUAUUUCUGGUAUUUCAAAUAUUGUCAAGACAUGGCAACUGCAUGAUAGAAGAAGCAUUGGAUCGCAGCUCAAGAACAAAUAAGAAUGUUAUAACUGACGAUGAAAGCAGGAGUGAGGCAAUGUUCAAGUUUCUUGGAUAUUUCAGCGUUCAUGAAACCAAUUCAUCUACGGAAAAUCACUGCGGAAAAAUCUUGAAGAAGACAGGAAUCGUGAACGUCGAGACAAUGCGAUAUGCUUUAAAUGAAAUCAACAAAAAAAAUUUGUUAUUUGGCAUGAAAGCACGCUACAGAAUCGUUGAUACCUGUCGGAACGUUGCAACUCUUGUGCGUUCGUUUCCUGGCACAUUAAGAACAUAUUACAUGGGGGUUGUGGGGCCAACGACCUCAGAGGAAGGAAGCCUCGUAGCAGUGCUACAUGGUGCAAGAGAGGCUGCAGUUGUAAGCCACUCAGCUAGCAGCGCAAUGUUCGACGACAGAAAGGAUUAUAAAAACUUCUUUAGAACGAUCCCUUCAGAUGUUUUGCAAGUUAAAGCAUUGGUCGACACCAUACUAUUUUUCAACUGGAGUUACGUAUCGAUAGUCCAUUCACAUGGAUUCUAUGGCAAGUGGGGAAGCCACGAGUUCUUGAACAUGGCGUCGGAAAAUAAUAUAUGCAUCGGAAGGGACCAUCCUUUACCGGCAAGACCAAUGGUGUCUGACUACCAGAAAGCUAUCAAUGUCUUAGACAGUGCAGAGGGUGCUAAUGUUGUUGUUUUGAUAACAGGCCUGCACGAUACAAAUGCACUUCUUGAACAGGCAAGGAUUCUCAAUAAAAAACGUUUCACGUGGCUCUCAAGUACUAGCUGGCGUCUUAGUACGAUAAACGCGGGACAGUCUGCGAGAGGAGCUCUGGUGUUAAGGUAUGCCAGCUCAGCAGAUAAAGAAUUUGAACAAUACUUCAUGGGUCUUUCAUUGGAAAGCAACAAAUAUGAAUGGUUUAGGGAAUUUUGGAAAGAAAACUUCAAAUGCAUUGGCAAGAACUGCUCCUGUUCUUCUAACCAGACCUUGCGAGACUGUAAUUUCUCGCUAGGAGACAUUUCUGUGGAGCCAGCUUUAAGCACCAUUCAUACAAUUGCUUGUAGUUUGAGAAAAAGCAUACUGAAACGGUGCCCUAGCUUGAACCUUACUUGCAUAAACAAAAUCAGAAAAUACACCUAUCAUUUUGAAAAGGAUGUUUCUCAAUUCAUCCGUGAUGGAAAUAGUUCUUGUCCGGAAUUUCGCCACUCAGUGAACGUCAAUAAAAUGGGAUACUAUACUCGCGAUUUUGAGGUGAUGAAUUUCGAUGGCUUUAAGUACAAAAAAGUUGCAAGAUGGUCUUUUAACGAGUCUUCCAGAGUAGGGUUUCUUCAGUUACUAAAGGAAAAAGAAAUCGUUUGGGCCAAUAAUUCUUUGCCGCAAUCAUUUUGCACUGUUCCUUGUAAAAAUGGCCAAAAUAUCAUAUGGGCUGACAAUCUCUGUUGUUAUAGUUGCAAAGACUGUGGCUCGGGAGAGAUAGUGGUUGACAACGAAUGCUCUCUAUGUUUGUGGCACCAGAAACCGGAUAGGAAAAACAACUCAUGUGUCAGUAUCCCUACUGCCACUUUAAAGCAAAAAGAGGCGGUACGCUCUGUAACCAUUGUCGCUUCGGUCGUUGGAAUCAUUGCGAAUUCCAUUUUCCUUUGCCUUUUCAUAAGAAACUGGAAAAACCGCAUCAUCAAGGCAUCGAGCAGAGAGCUUUCAUUGACCAUUUUCAUUGCGCUUUACAUAUGUUUUUUGUGUCCUGUCGUGUUCUUGCUGUAUCCAUCCGAACCAGUUUGUCGCUUGCAAAGAUUUAUAGUUGGUGUCAGUCUAACUUCAUGCUACACUCCUGUCAUGCUGAAGACCAAUCGAAUCUUCCGUAUUUUCAAUGCCGCAGAAGUUUUGACAUCAAAACCAACUUUUGUCAGUACCAAAUCCCAAAUCCUGAUCUGCAGUGCACUUAUCUUUUUACAGUUUCUGUUAGGCAUAAUUUGGGUUCUCGGCGAUCCGCCUGAAGUUUUUCAACUCAAAAUUGAGGGUGGUAGUCGAAUUGCCAUAGUCUGCAAAACAGCAUCAUUCAACUUCAUUUUGAAUCUCCUGCCAUGCUUGAUUGUCAUGAGUGUUUGCACCUUCUAUGCGUACAAGACGAGAAGAUUUCCCUCCAAUUUCAAUGAAGCGUUCAACAUCUGUAUAACAAUGUACUUCAACUGCUUUGUCUGGGGGAUCUUCAUAAUCGUUAUUCUAUUUCUUGAGACAAGAGACGAUGAUAUAUUCUUAUACUUUUUUGCUAUCGCCAACUUCACCACAAUAAUCGGCAUUAUAACAUUUCUGGGUAUAUUUGGUCCCAAGAUUUGGAAACUUUAUUGCGCGAAAGAUGUUGUGCCGGUAACUGAGCAUUUCUCACAAUUUCAAAGCAGCAUCGUCGAUAGUCCCCAUCUUCGUACACUGAAUAUCAGUUCUCUUAGCACAAUUGAAGAGGACCGCGAAGACUUUAAUCCCAGAAAAAGGAGAAAAGACGUGGCGACAAACACUUAAAUUACUGUGUUUUGAGUUCAAUAUUUGAGUUCAAGGGUUCUCUAUCUUGCAAAAGAAUUUCAUAUCUAAGUCGAUUCAGAAAGAAACUGACAAAAAUAGGAACUCUGAAAAGAGAGAAAUAGUUGUAAGCAAUGUUGCGUAUUGAGAAGUGAGACUUUAUGGGCUGAAGUGUGAAUAUUGAAAUACUUUUAUUCUGUUUCACUAUUUAGGAAAGGAGUGAAAGAAAAAAUUAAUUUGGUGCGUGAAUGAAGAAGACUGAACAAGUAACAAUAUUUAUAAACCUUUUAAAGUCUACAACAAGGAAGAAACCCAAAAGCUUCGACUCUGGUUAUUUCACAAAGAACAGGAAAGGGAAGCGUGGGUGUAACUGCGAGGAUGUCUUUAUUACAUUACAAUUACAUUGGUCCAUUGGUGUCUGACAACGUGUCAGCCAAAGGAUUAUUGAAAGCUAAAAAAGAAGCGACUUUAUCGUGAACGAAAAUGUUGCGAAAGUAUUUUCAACUCAGCAACCAGGUUAGGGUUGUACUAAUAAUUCAGAGACAAAAACGUAAGGAAACGCUUUAAUUGUGAAUGUUAUUGGCUAAGAUUAUGAGUGAGUGAGCCAUUUACAAUGCAAAAAUCCAUUCUUGAGCACCUAAGAAAGAUACAUUCACGCAGCAUAUUGAAACAAAAACUGAGAUAUAAAAUGGUACUCCUUCUGAACCCACAAAAUCCACCCUGUUAAUGAACAGCGAUUUAAAAACAGAUAACAAAGUAAAUUUUAAGUCCAAGGGAAUUUCCAUAGAUUUGAAUCUUAUUGCACUCUUGUUUCGAAAUUAGUUUCCAUUCUUUAGGCUACGAAAACAAGGAUCAGGGAAAUAUGAUGGGUCAAUGUGGGAGGAUGGCUCAGUGCUUAUGGUCGCCAAAGGUCUGUGUUUCGAAUCUCUGACAUGACCAAACUUUCCCUCAGAGUGAGGAGAGUCGCCAGCUCUCUGUAAUUCCAGGCAUAGGAAUCAUGAGGUGUGGUUACAUUGAAAGAAAGGACCAGGACAAUGCUUGAUAAAGAGAGCUUUUUAGGGUCUUAAAACUACCUUAAAAACCUAGGUAGCAAACAAUACAAGACUUUCACUUUGCGGACAUCACGUUCAAAAUUUAACCUGCAAGAUGGAUUUCACUACAAAAAUCAACAAAUAAAUUAAAACACCAGGUACUGAUCCCGAGCUAAGUUUUUUAUAAAAAAGCGUGUAUGUUAAGUUCAAGAGGUUGUGAAGUGAAGCACAGAUCUAAAACGAUGCGAGGAUGGCACAUUGGUUAGGAUCGCUGACUACAGUACAGACCCAAGGACCCGUGGUUCGAGUCCCUGACAUGACCAAACUUUCCCUCAGAGUGAGGAGAGUCGCCAACUCUCUGUAAUUUCAGGUAUAGGAAUCAUGUGGCGUGGUUACAUCGAGAGGAACGACCAGGACACUGCUCGAUAAGCAUAGCUUCUCAGUGCCCUAAAACUACUUUCGGAAGCUAGAUAGCAAACAAUACAAAAAUGAUGGGUUUUCAAAUCCAUUUGACGGGAUAUCCAAAACCAGAGGGUUACAGAGUGGCAAAAUGCUGACGUCAUAAAAUCUACUUUUAGAUUUCCGCUAAAUACCACAACCACUAUGGAUGAUUAUUUGCAAUUUGCUUGAGAUAUGGCCACAUGAGCACAGGCUCUUGUCCUAUCAAACCACUGUAAUUCUUGCGUGGUAAUCAAACUUAUGUAGUGAUAACAGAUUCAUGGGUGCAGGCACGAUAAUACCUAGAGG
Messenger RNA from Rhopilema esculentum, 6042 nucleotides. Its product is annotated as metabotropic glutamate receptor 3. Gene Ontology annotation, biological process: G protein-coupled receptor signaling pathway. Gene Ontology annotation, cellular component: membrane. NCBI's taxonomy places the organism in Eukaryota, Metazoa, Cnidaria, Scyphozoa, Rhizostomeae, Rhizostomatidae. The record is from RefSeq and is a predicted model, not a curated record. Gene Ontology annotation, molecular function: G protein-coupled receptor activity.